Messenger RNA from Phlebotomus argentipes, 8173 nucleotides. RefSeq lists its product as uncharacterized. The transcript is spliced from 8 exons. The record is from RefSeq and is a predicted model, not a curated record. Lineage: Eukaryota; Metazoa; Arthropoda; Insecta; Diptera; Psychodidae. The coding region runs from base 533 to 7303 and encodes 2256 amino acids. Gene Ontology annotation, molecular function: protein binding.
AUAAUUACUAAUAUGGCGGCCAUUAGAGUUUAGUGUGAAUGUUUUUCAAUUUCAAGGCAAUUUUCAGUGCACUUGGCGCAAUGAUAUCUACGCAAAUAGUGUCUACAGAGUGACUAAAGUGCCAGAGAUUGGAUUGAGACAUCAUAGUGAGGCGUUUAGCAGUGUCUACAGCAAAAUAUCCACUGAAAUAAAUUCUCUUCUUGUGAGGAGUUUAUCGUGGGAUCCCUGGAAGAAAUCUCUGAUGUGUGCGAUGUUUUUGCAUGUCAUGGAAAUUGUAGUGUUAGCAGAAAAAGAAGAUUUAUUUUAUGCUAAUAGUGCACAAAAAACAUAGAAAGGAACGAUAUUAGUGGCUAGAAAGGUGGAUUCUGUGGAGGUAAUUCUCCCCGCUUUUCCCUUCUAAGUGGCGAAGGUGAAAAGAAGAGAAGCACUUGAGAGAGAGAGAACGAAGCCGAGACGAACCGUAAGGAGAUCCCUUUUGGUCCACACCAAAUUGGAAUUGGAGGUUGAGGUGGAGCGCACAGAGGACAUCGCAAUGUCCACCACAGUUCAAGUUCCAUCUUCAGGGGGUGGAAUUGUGGUGGACAGUGGUCAGGUGAUGGCGAGCAGCGCCAGUGAUGGCUUCCGUCAGCAGCACAGCGAAGUGGUGGAGGCAGAAGUGGCAGCAGGAGGAGGAGGAGGUGGUCAGAGUGGAGGAAAUCUCACGGGAAGUGUCAUCAAUUUGGCAACAAAUGAGAUUAUAGCGUCACCCCAAAUCGUAAAGCUGGAGGAGCAGCAACAGCAGCAGCAGCAGCAAUCGAGUGGAAGUCAGGAGAUUGGUGGCAAUUAUCGUGGUCAAAAUGUGGUGACGCCACAGCUGAUGAACAGCCAGAGUGGAUCGAAAGUGCAUGUCAUUAGCAAUGUGACGCUGGUCUCAAAAGCGCAGGCGACACAGCAAACCAUCAAUUUUGUGAAUACAACGAGCAAAUCAAUCAAUUCCAGUGCAAAUAGUGGGUAUAUAAAUGCCUUUGUGUCGAAAAGUAUUCCGCCAAGCGGCAAAAUUGUCAAUCUGAUGAACCCUAUCAAGGGUCAGGCGAGUCAGCAGGUGCCGCCAAAGCCCUCGCCAAUUGUGCAGAAGCUGUCAGUGCCGAGGAAUGUUCAGGUACUGACGCGUGUACAGACCUUAACGCAUCCUACACUUGGUGGGAAUAUCAUCAUGUCGCGCCUGGCGACGUCGCAGCCGCAGCAAUUUCAGCCGGUCACCAAGCAGGCAACAGUGAAGACCACGGCAUUCAAUAGUGUGAGCCAGAAGGCGCCCAAGAUUGUCAGUGGGACGCAGCAAGUGUUCCCGUCUGGCAUGAAGAUCUACACGGGCAACGUUGGUGGGCAGAAGAUUGCUCAGGGUGUGAAGACGGUGACCAAAGCGGCUCCACUGAAGUCACCAGCGCCUGGUCAGGUGACCAACAAGAUCAUGAAGCAAGUGUACAACAAUGUCAAUGCACCAGCACCGAAUUUGACGACAAUUUCUCAGCAAUAUCCAUCGACAAAUAUACCAAAAUCCGCAGGAAUUCACAUCCAAUCGUCACUCAAUAACAACACAGGAGUUCCGGUGAAGUUCAACAACAUCUCAACUGGACAACCGAUGGGUUCUGUCACACAGACUCGCGCUGUGACGAGUAUGGGCAAUUUGGUGAUUCAGGGGAGUGGUGGUCAGAAGAUUGUGAAGUCCAACAAGGUGAUUCAAGUGCAGCAUCAUAAUUCGACAAUGCCUCAGGCGACAUCACAAAUUCCCGGGAGUCAGAUAAAGAUGGUGCAGAAUGCCACAACGGUGCCACCAUUCAAUAUCAUACAAGGUGGUACGAUAAAGUAUGUGAAUGCUCAAGGGAAUGUUACACAGCCGCCGGUGGCGAAGAUCAAAUCUAAUGUCUCGGGGAAUCCUGGGAUGAUGAAUCCACUGAAUUCGUCAACAUAUGCAAAUUCAGCACAAGAAUCUGCAGCAAUAUCGUCAACAGUGGACAAUGUGUCGAGUACAACGACCGAUGAUAUGAUGUACAUGAACGGCAUGUCAAUGGAUGAGGAGAUGUCGGCACGCAUUCUUCAGAGUCUCUCACAGAAAGCUGUGUACAACAACAAUCGCUACAUACAGCAGCAGAAGUACUUAAUCACCUCAUCGAACACAAUGACUACGGAAACGAAUCCUGUGCAGAUUCAUCAGCAAUAUCCGAUGCCACACUAUCAGGCGCCAGAUGGGAAACAUGGACCGGAAUACUUUAGGGUGAAUACAUCGGAUUUGCAGACAACAACGACAACAUUCAUUGACAACAUACCGCUGGUGGCGUCCAAUGAGGACUACAGUCAGCGCGAUCAGAGUCACGAUCAGGAUGACUAUACGGAUGGAGAGGAGCAAAUUACGGCAAAAGACACGAAGUUGAUAAUGCAGCAUCCGGCACUUCAGGAUCACACUUAUGCUGCUCCCAUGCCAGAAGGCAUGGCGAGUCAGGAGACGCCGACAGACACCUUCCAGAACACCAGUGCAAAUUCAACGGAGACCAGUCUUGCCCACAUUCUGAUGGGAUAUUCAUGCAAUCAACAAAGACACGAUGAUGAUAACAAUUCGGUGAUAAGCAAUGACUCACGGAGUGGUAAGAACGCCCUGGAGAACGAUUUGGGUGAGGAGACAGAGACGGCGCCCGAAGGUGAGGGUGAGGAUGACUCAGUGACGCGGUGCAUUUGUGAUCUCACGCAUGAUGAUGGUUACAUGAUUUGCUGCGACAAAUGCUCGGCUUGGCAACAUGUGGACUGCAUGGGAAUUGAUAGGCAAAAUAUUCCGGAUGAGUACAAUUGUGAGGUGUGUCAGCCGAGGCCGGUGGACAAGAAUCGCGCGCGGUCGUUGCAGCUGAUCAAGCGAAGGGAGCAGCAGCAGUUGAUGAUGUUCAAUCCGCUGCCGCAGCAGACGAUUGCCAUUGACAGCACUGUGACGAUGCCGGUGAUGGAGCAACAACAACGAAGUGGUAUUGCGCCGCUGAACAACUUGUCGCCGACAUCGAAGAAGCAACGAACUUUGGGCAGGAAGAAGAGUGAGGGAUUUGUGGGCAAGAGGCAGAAGCGUGACAGUGGCAGUCGGGCGAAUGGCAAGCGCAAGGAGACGAAGAAGGGUACAAAGAGGAAGAGUAAGCAGCAGCAGAGUGCAGAGAAUGGUGGUGUGGAGAAGAGUGUGAUGAAUCUGAGGACGUGGAUUGAGAACUAUGAGCAGGCGGUGACGAAUCACUAUUCACCAGAGUUGAGGGCGCGUCUGCAGGCGCUGGGGAAGCAGCUGAGUCACCAGCAACUCAACAAUCAUGCGUACAAUUUGAAGAAUGUGGGCAAUCUGGAUGGCAAGUGUGGCACAGUGCCGCAUGCUGGUGGGAAGAUACUCAUCAGCAGUCUGGACUUGACGCCCAAUAUGCCCAUUGUGGAGAUCCGGGGGAAGUAUAUGCUGUCGGGACAGUACAAGCAGCAAUUGUUGACGGCCAGCAGUCGGGUGAGUAAGAAUCCGGGGCCAUUCAUCUUCUUCUAUCGCCUGCCAAAUGACGGGCCUGAGAUUUGUGUGGACACACGAACGUAUGGCAAUGAGGCGAGAUUCGUGAGGAGAUCAUGUCGACCCAAUGCCGAGGUGGUGCACUUCAUUGAGAAGGGGACAAUUCAUCUGUACAUUGUGUCAAUGCUGAACAUUAAGGAGAGCACAGAGAUCACCAUCAGGCAUGAGCCUCAUGACUUGAUAGGCGUGAGUCAGGGAAGUGUCUCGUCGCCCACAUCCACUGUAUGUGCGUGUGGCUUGACGAAGGACUGUCUGUUUCCCAGCACGGGAGUGUCAUCAUCUCUGUCACAGUCAACGGGCGGAGGCAAGAGUGCGAGUAAAAGAGUGAAUGGAAACUAUCAUAAGCAGCCGAAAGAGAGUGGCGGCUAUAAGCGCAGCAAGAACUCUUUCAGUCGCAAUAGAUCGACGUCCUCGUCUGGGGAGAGCAAUGUGGGCAUGUUAUCUCCCAAUGGACAGGUGUUUGUGCCCACGCAAAUUUCCAGCACGGCUCUGGCGCCGCCUAGCAUUCAGCCACAGCUUCUGGAAGCGGCGGCAGCUGCAUUGUCGUCUCCUCAAGCGAGUCUCCCGCCAACGGUGACACAAAUGGUGACUCAAUAUCCACCGUCGCCCACGAGGAAUCAACUCAAUCUAUCGACAGCCUCAUCAGCGACUACCAUAAGUGUUCCUGGGACACCAACACUCCUAUCGCCCAAUAUUGAGGCGGUGGCAGCAGUAAAGGAACCCGUCCCUUUGGCUGCUUUGUCACCUAUUUUGCCACCCAGUGCCCCGGAAUCCCCAGUGAAGACACCCGUAGCGCCACCACAGGUGGUUCCUGCGCCUGUGGUUCCACCUCAGGCUGUUCCACUGAGUCCUGCUUCGGCACCACUGACGCCAAAUCCUCCGCCGGCGACGCCAAAACCACCGAAAAGAGUGGUAAAGCAGAAAUCAAUGACAUCACAUAGCGCUGAGGAUGUUGCUGAGGUGAAAGUGAAGGAGAAACAAGAGGAGAAGUCUGUGGCGAGUAAAGAGGCUCCGGAGGCGCGAAAGCUGACAAGGGAAGAGCGAAAGAUGGAGGCGAUAUUGAAGGCGUUCGAGAAGAUGGAGAAGACAUCACAGAGGAAGCAGGAAUUGAAGCAGCAAAAGGGUUCGGGCAGUGCAAGUGUUGGAACUUCAUCGAGUUCCGUGUCGAGACGGCGGAAUAGUUUUUCACCUUUUGGCACACAGAAGAGUCUCAAGGAUGAGGACGAGAAGAAAUUGCUGAACAAUCAUCAGAAGAAGAAGAAGCGCAAAGGCAGUAAAUCUUAUCAGCAAGUGAAUACUCAGAGGAAGAGACGGAGAAGUCGAAUGAAUUCCAAUGAGUCAGAUAAUGCCACUUCGGAGGAGUCUGGCGCGAUGCUCUCGCCACCGAUUUCUGGGGCGUCACUGUACAGGAAUAGUGAACCUGUGAAGACGCCUGCAAAUGAUGAUAAUGCAGCAGGAAUGCUGUUGGCAUUGGCGAGGACACCAGGAGGGGCUGGAGAUGGUAGGAAGAAUGAGCAGGCGGAGGCGGAAGUCGGUGGAUUUGCCAGUGUCUGUAUGCUAGUCGAGGCUGCUGUGGCGCCGCUGGAGAAUCAAUGUGUGGAGAAUGAUUUCAAGUUGCCGCACAAGACAAAGACGAAGAAGACUAUUAUGAAUGAGUGGCUGAAUCAGGCGGAUGCUGUCACUUAUCCGAGCAGCGAACUGUUUGGGAAUGCUGGUGCUAGUCCUGGGAAGAAUCUGGAGACUCUAGUGCAUGCGGCGGUGUCUAUUCACGGGACACAGCAAUAUCGUGGGGUGCACAGGAUGCAGGAGGAGCCGCAAAAUCUCAGCAUAAUGGCGAAGAAGGUGGAAGAGUUUAUCACAUUGACAGACACGAAGGCUGACGAGGAGGAUCAGUCGAGGAAUAGUGCACAGGAGGAGAGCAGCACUGUUCUCGUGCCGCCGCCGUUACCGACUCCGCCCACAGUUGGUGGGAGUGAGAGUGCUGUGAAGAAGCGAUGGCUGCGUCAGGCGAUCUCGGAGGAAUGCCUGGAUGAAAUGGUGCCAUCGCCACCGAAUGGCUUCAUGACGCCGCUGAAGAAGAGGCGUCUGGCCAGGCAAUGCUCAGACAUGGUUGAGGAUCUGUCACCGACACAAUCGGGGUUUUUUCCGAUGACUCCACAGCCUGAGGAUGCAAAGAUUGAAUUUGGUGAGGAACAGAAGCCAGAAGCUAAAGUGGAGAUUGCAGAUGUGAAGCCAGUUGAGGUAAAAAACGAGGCGGUGCUGGAAGAGGAGGCGGAAGAGAAGAAGACUCUUCUUCCAGUGAAGAAGGAAAAUGAGAAAAUUGAGGAUGUUAAAACGGUGAUCAAGGAGGAGAUUCAUCCAGAAUCCUUUGACAUAGAACCAUUGGAGGCAGUUAAAUUGAAGGACCAUGGCAAUUUGGUGGAAAUUGAGGAUGUCAAUAGUGAUGAGAUAGCGGAUUUGCAGAAGAAAAUCCACUCAUUUCAUGCCGAAAACAUUCUCUUCUUGAAGUCAAGGAAUAGAAAAGCAAAGCAGAGAGUUGACUCUGAGGAGUUUGUGGACAAGAAGCCACAGAAAGUGGCGAAGAAGAGACAGAGUUCAGAUAUUGAAGAGAUUCAACUUGAACCUUCACCAGCACCGAUUGUCAUUCCACACGGAAUGCCGCCUUUGGAACUUCCUGCGAACUUCAACUCCAGCAUUCCGCCACCUCAGACAACAGUGGCAUCGUAUUCGUCAUAUCUGCUGAACAAUGCUACAAAUCUCAUGACCAGUAUUCCUCCGCCACCGGCUGGUUUUGGUAUUCCACCGAUGUUCAGCACUUUUCCACCGCCACCACUGGCCAAUGUCAGUGUUCCGCCGCCACCGUUGUCCGAUUAUCUGGACAAGAAUACAGCGUUCCGGGAUAUGUUCACACCGGCAGCGCCUGGAUACUUCACCACGCUGAACACACCUCCACCACAGCCAGUGCCGCCGCCGGUUGCUGUUCCAUCUGUCGUUCAGACUGGCUUUCUCCAGAAGGCCUCUUUCACUUCGCUGGAUCCCAUUCCUGCUCCUGUCGCCGCUACGCCGACGCCGAGGGUGUACUCGAGAACAGCCAGUGCUGAUCCCAGGCUGAAUCCCAACAUCAGUGUACCAGAGCCGCCACCAGCGCCCAAGAGGAAGCUCUCAAUCACGGAAUACAGGAAGAGGAAACUACAAUCCACUGACUUAACGCCAACCGGUGAGAAAACAUCGCCACUGACGAUUGAUAGCGAUGGUGGAAAGGAGAUGGAAGGAGAGUUUGUCAAUGCCAAGAACAUGGAAUCCAGUAUCCUGUCGGAAUUGAAGGACGACAGCAGUAGCAGUGCAAGUGCUACAAAAACACCAUCGACUCCUGAAGAGAAUGUUCCGUUCAGUCCGACGCCGACGUUGCUGGAACUGCAGCAAGAGUCACUGUCGGAGCGUCUCAAGUCUCUAAAGUCCUACAAGAGUCUUCAGGAGCUAACGAGUGGACUUCCAGCUCGAGAAGUGUUCCACAGCUCGGUGGUCAGCGAGGAGAAUCCGAAUGUGUCCAGCACAACGUGCGAUGUUGUGACAUCGUCCACGGUGAAUGUCGCGAAUUGUGAGGAGAUGCAGGAAGUCUCGACAACUGCGAGUGAGGAGAGGAGGGACGAGGAGGAGGGGGAGAGCGGGACAAAGGUCGAGAAUAGUACAAAAGAGGAGAAGGAGAAGGAGAAGGAGGAGGAAGGAGGUGCCAUAGGCGCUCUGUUAUGAGACACAUGACAAGCUGAGGAGAAAAAGCACAUAUAAUUGCUCAAGUUUGAGAUGAGAAGUAGUUUUUUUUCUGUAUAUAAUACGUGAAAAUUAGUGUGUAAAAAUUGUUUCUUUCCCUUUGAUUUUCUUCCUCAUAAAGGUUAAAUUAGAAGUUCACUUGCUGCAAAUAUUUCGUAGGUUCGCUAGAGAAUAACUGUAGAUUAUUGAUAAUUGAUGAUGAUGUGAAGAAUGUGAAGAUUGGAAGUUCUUCAUAAGAAUUUCGUUGAGCAAUGAUCGCAUGCAUGAUGGAGAGAAUGUGUGAAGAUUUUGUACAUAGUAUAAAUAGUAACUAGAAUUAAGAAUUUUCCCAAUUUUUUUUAUACAUUGAGUUUGUAAAAUUACUUUUACCUGUUCUCUUCCUAAGAAACCCGAGGGAGUGAUUUUGCGCGAAUGGGAAUGACAACAACAAAAGAAUUCAUCUUUUUAAGAGCAAAAAAAAAACCUUGCAUAAGCAGAACAAAAUCCAGUACAAAGAAGUAAUUUAUUUGAUAUGGCUUUGAAUGUUCUUUAAAAUCCCAUCUUUCUCCCUCUUCUGUGCAGACUAUUUUUUAUCACUUGAUAGCUAUUGGUAGAUUUUAUGGAAUUUAAUCUUGACAAGAAGAAAUAUAUAUAAAGAGUCUACUUAAGAAAGAGGAUUUCACUGUAUAAUGAAUUAGAAAAGAAGAAUUGAAGAAAUAUUUUUCAAUUUUUAUAAAAUAUUUCCCAGACAGAAAGAAAGAAAGAAAAACCCUAACAUUGAGGAGUAAAAAAGAGAAAGAUUUAAAAGAAUAAAAAAAAACUAUUUAUUGAGUAAACUAAACUUGAAAAGCAAAUAAGAAAUAGCAAAUAAAA